Cuscuta europaea is the source of this 1254-nucleotide messenger RNA. The record is from the annotation of a GenBank genome assembly. Lineage: Eukaryota; Viridiplantae; Streptophyta; Magnoliopsida; Solanales; Convolvulaceae.
GGGUAUAAGACAUACUAAAACUUGGAAUAAUGCUUUACUCUCUAAGACCCUUUGGGAUAUUCACCUUAAACGAGACACACUUUGGGUGAAAUGGGUGCAUGGAGUCUAUCUUAAAGGUAGAUGUGUGUGGGAAUUUUCCCCACACACUAGGGACUCCCAGCUUACUAAGAAGCUAGGGCUGAUCCGAGACAUCCUUGUCUCAAAAUAUGACUCCAUUGAGACCACAAUAGCAGCCCUCUCUAAAAUGGUUACAAAUGGGAAAUUGUGCUCUUCAAAUGUGUAUGACUUGAUUCGAGUUAAGGGCACUAAACAGAUGUGGAUGCCCUUUAUUUGGAAAGCUUACAUACCUCCUAAGUUCUCAUUCAUUGCAUGGCUUGCCUUCCGCAAUCGCCUUGCAACGUAUGAUAAUCUUAGUAGGCUUGAUGUGAUUAACAUUUGUCCAUUUUGCAAGGGUGAACCGGAGACGGUGCCACACCUUUUCUUUGGUUGUCAAUUUACAGGCACAGUUUGGAGCAAAGUAAGAGCAUGGAUUGGAAUACCUAGACAGAUGUCUACUCUGGAAAGCUCAGUUAAGUGGAUUAGGAAGGAGCAUGCAGGUGCGGGGAUCAAGGCCAAGGCAGUCAGAAUUGCAUUCAUAUAUACUAUAUACUGGUUAUGGAGAGUUCGGAAUGCCACCAGAUUUGAUGAUAAGAAGACCCAAGAGGAAGACGUUUUUGCCAGGAUCCAAUACAUGGUGUAUAAGAUCCUCUAUAGUAUUUACCCUCAUGAGCUUAUUACGUUUUGAAAUUUUAUAGGGUGCGGCUACAUGCCUUUUUUGUGUGAUUUGGGACUGAUUGUAUAGCCCACAGGUCUAUGGUAUAUCCCAUGUUGGGAUAGCCCCAUUUUUGUCCCCCACUUUUUUGCCUUACUUGUACAGAAACUCUUUUGGAUGAUAUAUAUAAUUACCCUUUAUCCAAAAAAAAAAAAAAAAAAACAAUAACAAUAACAAUAACAAUAACAAUAACAAUAACAAUAAUAAUAAUAAUAAUAAUAAUAAUAAUAAUAAUAAUAAUAAUAACAACAAUAACAACAACAAUAACAACAACAAUAAGGUUGUUUUUACUUGGACUGUAAUUCGUCCCAGACUAGACCAGACCAGACCAAAACAGAUCAGACCAGAUCAGCAAAUUACAGUCCAAGUAAAAACAUCCGAAUAAUAAUAAUAAUUAUAAUAAUAAUAAUAAUUAGGGGUGUGCACUAUCUGGUUUAAACCGG